This is a messenger RNA of Hippocampus zosterae (dwarf seahorse), 1624 nucleotides long. RefSeq names its product leucine rich repeat containing 57 (gene lrrc57). Gene Ontology annotation, molecular function: protein binding. NCBI's taxonomy places the organism in Eukaryota, Metazoa, Chordata, Actinopteri, Syngnathiformes, Syngnathidae. The transcript has 6 exons. Bases 303 to 1019 code for a protein of 238 amino acids. The record is from RefSeq and is a predicted model, not a curated record.
UUAUACGGAGUGACGAUGACGUACUUCCUCUAAGACAAACAAACGGCGGUGUACUGCGCGUGCGUAAUAUGUCGUGACGUGUGGGGAUUAUCUGUUCACGGUUACAAGGGCGGCUCUCUGAACUUUUCAAAAACAUUUUCUGUCAAACACGUUUUUCAACAACAUAAUGGAUGUUUAAAUCGUCUGCAGCUUGUACUACGAGAGGAGCGUAACAAUUCGUCACUUGUGACGUUGCAAUCGACGUUGAUGUGCAGGACAGGACAGCGCCGCUGUGACGGAGAAAGUUUGGACCUUCCGUCCGGAUGGGGAACAGCGCUCUCAAGUCCCACCUGGAGACUUCCCAGAAGACGGGAGUAUUCCAGCUCACUGGAAAAGGACUUCCGGAGUUUCCCGAGGAACUGCAGCGGCUUAAGGCAAACCUCCGAACCGUGGACUUGUCUGACAACAAGUUGGAGUCGCUUCCUCCUUCCAUUGGGAUCUAUGCGCAGCUCCGGAGUUUGACCCUCAACGCCAACAGGCUGGGCGGACUCCCCGACGAGAUCGGGAAGCUGAAGAAACUGGAGACUCUUAGUCUGAGUUCCAACCGGAUCCAGCAUCUCCCGCCCACCAUGGACCAGCUCAAGGCCCUGCGGACCCUCAUCCUGGCCGGGAACCGCAUCUCGGAGUUCCCUAGCGGACUCGGAGGCCUGAGACACCUGGAUCUGCUGGACUUGUCCCGCAACCAGAUUCGGAGCGUGCCGCCGGCGGUGUCAGAGUUACAAGUCAUUGAGAUCAACCUCAACCAGAACCAGAUCUCGCUGCUGUCGGCGGACGUGUCUCGGUGCCCUCGCCUCAAAGUUCUGCGCGUGGAGGAGAACUGCUUGGACCUGGCCGCCAUCCCGCUGUCGGUUCUGAACGAGUCGCAGGUGUCUCUCUUCUCGGUGGAAGGAAACCUCUUUGAGGUCAAGAGUCUCCGGGACCUGGAGGGCUACGACAAGUACAUGGAGCGUUUCACCGCCACCAAGAAGAAGUUUUCCUGAAAAGCCGCCACCGACUUGUCCUGCUCUUCCGACGCAAAACGGCAAAGGAGAAUUUGGAAGAAGAGCCAAAAAGACGAUCCCGUUGUGUUUCCCGCCAGUUAGCGCCGCUUGUGUCCCGCCAGGAAGUCAUUUGUCCCCCCCGCCGCCCCCGCCGCGGCCAUCCAGAGGAACGGAACGGAGCGGAAACGGAAACUGUUCUCUUUGAGUCCCUAAAGGCUCAUCGGCUGCAUGUUUUUGCCCCGCCGAGGAUGCAGAAAAGACAAAGUCGUCAGACGCCCUUCGUCCGAUGGCGUUGACGUGUCGGCCAUGUCGGUGCGUUUGCAUCACGGCGACUGCACCAAGAGUUGUUUGCCCUUAGCCAGCGACGAGCUAUUUCUGUUUCUUUUUGAGAUAUGAAGUCUCACCAUAAAAGCAGACCUCGAAGGACCUGAUGACUCGACCAAGGACACGAAACGGUUUUCACUAAUGAUGUGGGCUUGUAAAAAAAAAAAAAAAAAAAAAGUUGCUUUUGUUGAUCAAAUAUUAACUUGUAUUCUUUCAUAGUGUCAUUCACAAUUUAAAUUUAAUCAAUGAACAAUUGCUCAAUAAAGAAACUGUCAAGUGUA